Messenger RNA from Rhineura floridana, 3047 nucleotides. RefSeq names its product cytochrome P450 4A6-like. The record is from RefSeq and is a predicted model, not a curated record. NCBI's taxonomy places the organism in Eukaryota, Metazoa, Chordata, Lepidosauria, Squamata, Rhineuridae. The transcript has 12 exons. Bases 199 to 1716 code for a protein of 505 amino acids. Gene Ontology annotation, molecular function: monooxygenase activity; iron ion binding; oxidoreductase activity, acting on paired donors, with incorporation or reduction of molecular oxygen.
CAGAGUGGUAUUUGUUGCAUUGCACAAACUUCCUCUAGGUGGGAGGUAAAGCAGCUGAGUAUUCCACACAGAAUUGUACUCAAGAAGGAGAUGUGAUCAGCAUGUAAAGUAGGAGGCUAUUGAUUACCGAGGACAGUCUUUAUACAGAGACAUAACAAGGCAAAGCUGUUAGAAAGGGAAAGAUCCUGCUGCAACACUAUGCUUUCCAUAGGGAUCCCUUUUCCACAGCUUUUGCAGCUUUUCAUUGGGUGCAUCCUCAUCUGUGGGCUCCUGCAAGCCAUUCAGCUGUAUCGGAGGAAAAAAGAGCUUCUCAAAACCUUCAAGAGCUUCCCUGGUCCUCCCAGCCACUGGCUUUAUGGCCAAAACAGGGAGAUUAGUCGAGGAAAAGAAUUUGGCAAACUCUUGGAAUGGGCAGAAAAAUACCCUUAUGCCUACCCUAGAUGGUUUGGUGGCUUUGUGGCUGUUUUAGUAAUCAACCAUCCGGAUUAUGCCAAAACUUUGUUUAAUCGUGGAGACCCAAAAGCUCUGACAACCUAUAAGUUCUUGGUCCCCUGGAUUGGAAAAGGACUUCUCAUCCUGCAUGGACCAAAGUGGUUUCAGCACCGCCGACUGUUAACUCCAGGGUUCCACUAUGAUAUUUUGAAACCUUACAUAGCACUGAUGGCAGAUUCAACCAAAGCAAUGCUGGAUAAAUGGGAGAAAUUGAUUGCCAAGGAUCCCACAAAAUCUUUGGAGAUGUUUGAACAUGUCAGCUUGAUGACUCUGGACAGUAUCAUGAAAUGUGCCUUCAGUUACCAAAGCGUCGGACAGACUCACAGAGAGUUGGAGUUUUACAUCAAAGCAGUUUAUGACAUAACCUAUCUGGUGUCUCAGAGAAUCCGUACUCUCUUCUAUCGGAAUGAUCUCAUCUAUCGAUACACCUCAGCUGGGCGCCAUUUCCUGGAAGCCUGUAGACUGGCACACCAACAUACAGACAAAAUAAUAGAAGAAAGAAAAAAAUUAUUUAAGGAGGAAGGAGAACUCGAAAAAUUCCAACAGAAACGGUACUUGGAUUUUCUGGAUAUUCUUCUUUGUGCCAAGGAUGAAAAUGGUGUUGGAUUAUCUGAUGAAGAUCUGCGUGCCGAGGUGGACACUUUCAUGUUUGAAGGCCAUGAUACCACAGCCAGUGGGAUCUCUUGGAUUUUAUAUACAAUGGCCCAGAAUCCAGAACACCAGCAAAGGUGCAGGGAGGAGAUAAAAGACACUCUAGGAGAUCGAGACACAAUUCAGUGGGAUGACCUGGGGAAGAUUCCAUACACCACUAUGUGCAUUAAGGAGAGCCUUCGUCUUUACCCUCCAGUCCCUGCAGUGUCCCGCCAGCUCAGCAAACCCAUAACUUUUUGUGAUGGACGCACCUUGCCUGAAGGUUCCUUGGUGGCCGUUAGUAUUUAUUGCAUCCACCGAAACAAGAGUGUAUGGAAAGAUCCAGAGGUGUUUGAUCCCACAAGAUUCUCAGAAUCAUCUCAGAGACAUUCUCAUGCUUUUGUGCCUUUUGCAGCUGGACCAAGGAAUUGCAUUGGACAGCAGUUUGCCAUGAACGAGAUGAAAGUGGCUCUUGCCCAAAUCCUGCUCCGGUUUGAAAUCUUGCCAGAUCUAGCACAGCUUCCUGUUCCGGUCCCUCAGGUUGUCAUGAAGUCUGACAAUGGGAUACACCUGUUGCUAAAGAAACUCAACUGAUGACAUACAGUAGGGCCCUGCUUCUCGGCGCCCUGCUUUUUGGCGUUCCGCUAAUACAGUGCCAGCGGGGCAAUCAGCUGGAGGGGGGCUGGAGCUCCCCGCACUCCAGCUGAUCACACCGGAGGAGGGGAAGAUCAGCUGUAGUGUGCUACAACUGAUCUUCUCCUCUUCUGGUGUGAUCAGACUCCCGCUCGAGCUGAUCGUGCCGGAGGAGGGGAAGAUCUGAUCUUCUCCUCCUCUGGUGCGAUCAGCAGGUUAGGUUCCAGAUCCCCGCGCUACAGCUGAUCUGCUUUCCAGUGGUUUUUGCUUUCCGGUGGGGGUCUGGAACCUAACCUGCCAUAUGGGUGGAGCCCUAUUGUAUAAUGAAUUUUUUUUAAAGGCAAGCUGUAAUUUUUGUAAAUUGUCUAUGAGAGGAGUCGUCUAAUAGCACAGAGGGAUGUAGAGAGAUGCAUUUAGGAACUACCUUGGAAGAGUCAAUGAAGUAACUACUCAAUCAUGGAUGAAGAACCCCAGGGGUCAGCAAUGCCUCCAGCCUCUGACUACAAAAGCUCAUACCAAGGACCACCUCUUAGUUCAAGAGGGCACCCCUCUGUUUCCACACCACUUCCAGGGGCAACAGACAGCUUCCCAGUCCCACCAGUAUGAGUGUCUUCAGAACACAACUCAAUCCUCCUAAACAGGAGCAGGCAGCAUGGCAAUGUUGUGGAGGUGGCUCUCUGGUAGCAGCGUCACAACCGCUUACCAGGAUGAUGCAGGGGUGGGACAGGGCAAUGGUGAGGUGGAGCUGUGUGGGCGGACCAGUGGGAGCGAUGGAUUGGUUCCACCAAUGUGCCCAUGCUGCCCCCUCCAUUCUAAUAACUGGCAGUGACACUGCUGCCUGAAAGCUGGGUCCACCGCAGCAUUCUGCCCCUAAAGCAAAAGCAGCUUCCAAUGGAGAGAAUGAGCAUUAGGCACCAACCUUGUUGGAGGGCUACUUGAAUGUACAGUAGGCUCCAGACUAUUACUGGACCCCCUGCAUGGUGACAUUUGUUCAGCUAGGGGAGGGGCUAGUCAAUCAGGGUCCUUCUUUGUGAGGGUUGUCUAACUCCUUCUGAUAUAGUUUGAAUGUACAGAUGCUGAGGGUGUGUGGUAGUGGUACACAGCAACAGAGAGGCUGCCCCUUCCUCAUCUUCUCUCGAUGAUUGGAGGGGGGAAUCUUGAGAAUCCCCUCCAGUUUUGUCUUGUAAUCAACUUGGAAUGAGCUGUUUAAUGUCCUGACUAUCUGUGGCUGACCCUGGACCUUUUGUCAUGUAUUGCCAAUUACAGAAAUGAAAUAAAUGAAGAUAAUUAUU